This is a messenger RNA of Apis cerana (Asiatic honeybee), 3572 nucleotides long. RefSeq lists its product as uncharacterized. The record is from RefSeq and is a predicted model, not a curated record. NCBI's taxonomy places the organism in Eukaryota, Metazoa, Arthropoda, Insecta, Hymenoptera, Apidae.
UUAAUGUAAAUGUCACGGGAACGUAGGGGUAGCGUGACCGUGUGGCGGAAGUGUUGUUUUGUGUUGUGGAAUUAUGUGCAUGGACAUUCAGGUUAACGAGAAGAAGAAGAAGAAGAUGACCGACAGGAGUGUCGACGAAGACGUACAAAUCGUCGAAGCCCGAGUCAACAGAGGUUUUGAUAAAGUUGUUGUUAAACAAGAACAUCCUGAUGAAGCGGAAAUCCGAGAAUUGGCUGCCAAAAUGGUGGAAGCAAACAAGGCGAAAAUGGUCAGCGGGAUACCAGGAACACCGCAACAACAAAGGCCUCCACAAUGUCUCCUUCCACAAUCAAAUCUUCCUGGUAUUUUAGGAUAUUUGAAUAAACGGCCGGCAGAUUCAUCAACUGCUGUAGCAACGAAACCUCUUUCUACUGAAGGCAAAGUACCGCCUGAUGAUGAGAGUCAACGAGGACGCUUUGGAUGGACAAGCUUUGACGAUUGUCAUAUACCAUAUAUAUUUCGCUCUGGCGAAAAGUAUUGUGCUGUACGAAUCUUAGAAUCUAAGUUGUUGAACAAGUACCUGAGUUACCUACACUCGGAUAUCUACAGUUGUACGUGUAUAAGAAGUUAUUAUAUUACGGAAGCGGAAAGCAAAUUAUUCACUGAUAUAAAUGUGAAACAUUGUGAGAAUCAAUUUGGAAGAGAACCAUUUACAUGUAAAGACCUGGUGGUUCGACUUUCGGACGCGAAGGAGUUUUAUACAUUUUUGGACGUGUGUUAUACGAAAUUAACAGCAGGCACGAAUCCUAAUGUAUCAAGUGGGCAUAAAGCCGAUAAAUGUGGGUUCAUUCGAAUAAACAAGGAAUCUGUAGUACCUUAUACGGUAAAAGACGGUCUUCAAUAUGUCCCUUUGUUUUACUUUGAAGGCGAGACUGAGAAUCUCAAAUUAAAAGCGGAGAAACUGGAAGGUUGGGACUUGUCGUAUUUAAAGUUUUGUUGCAAAGUACAGGGUAUUCGUAAUGAAUUGUUCGCAAGUGAGACAUGCUCGGUGAUUAGUUUGAAUGAUAUUAAAAGUUAUUUUCCUCCCGGUACGGGAUUCGAGGACUAUUGGCCGACUAAAGUGAUGGACUCUCAAUUAUUAGUGAAUAGCAAAGGUGGUGGUAGCGGUGGCGGUUGGACAAAACAACCUCCGACACCACCGGCGACAAAACCAGUUUCCGUACAAAAUAGUGCGAAUAAAGCAGCGGUUAAUGCACGAUCAACGCCUAUGCAUAAUAUGAUACCACGUGGAUCUGUCGCAAAUACAUCGCAAGUACAACGUGUCAGUCAACCCAGACCUGUUACAACGACCCAUCCUGCGCAUUCUUCACCAACAGCACUUCCUUCCGGAAGAUCGAAUAUUGUUACUCAACCAAUGUUAAACACCGUGCAAAGUGUUAAUGGUUGGACGGGUCUCGUUGGUGGUCAACCUACCUUUCAAACAGCACUUGUUUCUCAACCUAGUUCUAUAAUACGAAUGCCCUCAUCCUUAAAUAUGCACAAUCAAAUAUCGACACCACCAAAAAAUUAUUCGCAACAAUCUAGUAGGAGCAGAGGGGGUGGUGGUAGUGCAGCAGCUCAGUACCCUGGAGUAUAUCCAGUUACAACUAUGCAGAAUGUUGCUCAGGCUCAGCCACCCCCUCUUGUCAGAGCAACAGUUCAUUCCAGUCAACCUAAUCUUGGUUAUCCAACCUAUGGGAAGGAUGACUGGGUUACAUCAACAUAUACUACACCUACUUUAGGUGUACCAAAUGCUGUUACAGCAAGUACAUAUCCUCAAAUGCUUGGUUUAAGUGAACAAGUACAAGCUCUGAUGCCAUCACCUACUUCUGUAUCUACAUUGUUGCAUCCACAAAGGCAUACACCAUCCGUACAUAAUACAUCUCAUACAAAAUAUCCACCACCAUUAAUACCAGUUAAUGGUAGUAAUAACAGUACCAGGGAUUCAAGAGGUAGAAAACCACUAAUCCCAAUAUCAGAGUCACAUGUAUCAACCUGUCAAGUUCAACCUUAUCAAAUUCAAAAAGCACUUGUAGAAGAUAAAAUGGUACCUUGUAUUAAUUUUAAACCAUAUAUAUAUUCUGAAUUAUUGAUGACACUUAAUGACUUCGUCGCUCAGUAUUUUCCUGCUUGUGACAUUAAUAGUUGCCGGCAAGUCCUUACAGAUGUUUUGCAUAUAGAUUUGUAUCAAGGAAAUAGGCUACAAAUGAAGAUGUUAAUGGAAGCAGGAAAAUGUUCGUCUUUAAAUGAAGAAUUACCACUAAUACAAGUAAAAAAUAUAAUGAAAUAUAUGCCCCAAUUGAAAUAUAUGUUUAAUAGAGGUGGUGAAAUGGUGAUGCCUGCACCUGCACAUUCCUCCGAAGAACAUCCUGCCAAAAAACGUCAACGCACCAGCUAGGACUGGCUACAGCCUUACUGGCCUACUUAUGAUUAUUAUCAUUCGGCAUUUUGAAAAAGCCGAUUACUUUGACUCAUAUGUAAUAACUCAGCAUUAUUAAAUGCUUGAGAAAAUUGGAUUAAUCUGUUUUGACAUCAUGUGUCAGAAAGAAUGCACAUAACCGAAGAUUACCUUUUAUUAUACAAGGAAUCUGUGACAUACUGUGAGCUAUUUCUUUCUCCAAAGUGUAUCUAUUGACAAGAAUAUGCUUGUAAAUAAAACUGAGAUGUAUAAAACUAGUGCACAGUUGGCAAUUUAGAUAUGCUUUUAUAUAUUAAGAUUAUUAACAUUUUUCUUUAAGAUUUCGUUUAUAACUAGAAGUUGUUGAACGAAAAGCAAGCAAAAAUCAUAAAUACUGUAAUUAUCAAGAUCAUUCCUCUUUUUUUUUUCUUCAUUUUACUUUUCUACCUCUGCUAUAGAGUAUACUACUUAUGUAUACUAUUUCUUUAUAAAUAAAAUGGGUUUUAAUCUUAAUGUGAUUCGGAGAAAGAAAGUGCUGCUGUGCGAUAAUUCAUUAACAAAACCGAAAUGCUGCUAUGGGUUGUUUAAAACUUACCUAUAGAACAUGAUAAACGGAUAUCAAAAUUUGGCAUUUGUAUUAUAUUUAAAGAGACGAAGGUAAUGCUUCUUCAAGUUCCUAGCUAUUACUAAUAUGUAUCCUGAUAAUUGCUGAAAAAUAAUUUAAAACUGUUACUAAUUUUCAACAAUGGUUUAAUAUAAAUUGUGACGUAAGUUCAGCAAAACUUACUAAUGUAAAAAUAUUCUAAGUUUUGAAUGUUGAAAUCUCUAUUUUUAAAGUUCACUUGUCAAAAACACCGUAAACAGUGAUGCAAGAUUGAGAUAUUAUCAGUGUGUAAAUAUCUAAGUCAAUAAAAGAACUGCAAUUUAGAAUAUUAUUAAAAAUAUGACACGUAUUAACAGUCAAUGAAAUACGUAAUACCAGUGUUUAUGAAGGCUUUAUAAUUGUUUCAAAUGUGAGUACAAUCAUUCAAAAAAUGUAAUUGAUUUUAUUUUAUUUUUAAUAAAACCAACAUUAUUAUUAGCAAAGUAUUGUUAAUUAUAAUAUAGAAGAUUGUGUAAAAAAAAAUAUAAAUUUAAAUUAAACUAUAAAAAGAAA